Messenger RNA from Eruca vesicaria subsp. sativa (arugula), 1329 nucleotides. The record is from the annotation of a GenBank genome assembly. NCBI's taxonomy places the organism in Eukaryota, Viridiplantae, Streptophyta, Magnoliopsida, Brassicales, Brassicaceae.
AUGGGGAGGCUGAGCUACAUCGCAGGUCCAAUGGUUGCAGUGAACUCAUCCAUGUACUUUCUCCAAGUCAUAUCGAUCAUGAUGGUUGGUCAUCUCGGUGAGCUUUACCUCUCAAGCACAGCCAUAGCCGUUUCUUUCUGCAGCGUCACUGGCUUCAGCCUCGUCUUUGGAUUGGCUAGUGCGUUGGAGACUCUAUGUGGUCAAGCCAACGGAGCUAAACAAUUUGAGAAGCUAGGAGAACAUACUUACACAGGGAUGUUAGCUCUGUUUCUUGUCUCUAUCCCUUUGUCUGUUCUGUGGAGUUACAUGGGUGAGAUACUCUCUUUCAUUGGUCAAGAUCCUCAGGUUUCUCAAGAAGCAGGGAAGUUUGCGACGUGGCUCAUACCAGCUCUCUUUGGUUACGCGACGAUGCAGCCUCUUGUUAAGUUUUUCCAAGCGCAGAGUUUGAUUCUGCCUUUGGUUAUGAGCUCAGUGUCUUCUAUCUGUUGCCAUGUUGUUCUCUGCUGGUGUUUGGUUUUCAAGUUUGGGCUUGGGAGUAUCGGUGCAGCUAUUGCGAUUAGUGUUUCUUACUGGUUUAACGUGGUUGUGCUUGGUUUGUACAUGACGUUUUCUUCCACGUGUAGCAAGAGCCGUGCGAAGAUCUCUAUGAGUGUGUUUGAAGGGAUGAGAGAGUUUUUCCAGUUUGGUGUCCCAUCUGCAUCUAUGAUUUGCCUGGAGUGGUGGUCAUUUGAGUUUCUUGUAAUGCUCUCUGGGAUCUUACCAAACCCGAAGUUAGAAGCUUCUGUUCUCUCAGUGUGUACAAGAGUUGCAAAUGAACUAGGAGCUGGAAACCCUAAAAAAGCUCGAAUGGCGGUGUACACAGUGAUGGUAAUGACAUGUGUAGAAUCAAUAAUGGUGGGUGCAACAGUCUUUGCUGCAAGAAACGUAUUUGGUUACCUAUUCAGCUCUGAAGCCGAAGUUGUGGAUUACGUGAGAUCAAUAGCUCCAUUGGUUUCUUUAUCAGUCAUAUUCGAUGCUCUUCACGCAGUUCUUUCAGGUGUGGCUAGAGGAUCAGGGAGGCAAGACAUUGGUGCAUAUGUAAACCUAGCUGCAUAUUAUCUCUUUGGGAUACCAACUGCUGUUAUAUUAGGUUUUAAGUAUAACAUGAGAGGAAAAGGACUCUGGAUUGGUAUUACAGUUGGGUCAUUUGUGCAAGCUGUUCUGCUUGGUCUUAUCGUCAUCCUCACUAACUGGAAACAACAGGCGAGAAAGGCAAGAGAAAGAGUGAUGGGUGAGGAGUUUGAAGAGGAGAAAGAUAAUGGCCAAGAGCGUGUAGAGCUGCUCAGCUAA